Erpetoichthys calabaricus (reedfish) is the source of this 1558-nucleotide messenger RNA. RefSeq names its product natterin-3-like. Lineage: Eukaryota; Metazoa; Chordata; Cladistia; Polypteriformes; Polypteridae. The transcript is spliced from 4 exons. The record is from RefSeq and is a predicted model, not a curated record. The coding region runs from base 1 to 1335 and encodes 444 amino acids.
AUGGAAAUAAAAAAAUUGGAGGAGGCCAUUAGGAUGGGUUUUGGUCCUAUAUGUGGACUCAAUGACCCACAUCCCACCAAGCUCUGGAGUAUUCCCCUCAUGGAACAGGCCACUCGCUGUAUGAUGUGGACACUGUUGACCACUCUGACAUUUCUGCUGCUGAGUGAAUUUCACUUGCCUUCUGCUUCCCCGAUUUCUUCUCCCAAACAUCUGGAAAACCCCGCCAGACAGACGCCAGAAGCGAAAGCAGACUUGCCUGUUAAUCCAAAUUUCAAAGAAGUUCGUUCCCCACAGGCUCUCGAUUCCAGAUUUUUGUCACAGAAUACGUCAAGUCAGUUGAGGUCACUUGAUUCUCCUUCAGUCGUUGGUAACACCGUUAACCUGCAGUGGGUCCCCUUCAAUGGUUCUGUUCCCAGUGACACGGUAUCCAUCAUGAACGAUUAUGCUUCACGCACUGACUACGUCUGUAAAGCCCACUGUGAGCCCGGAUUCUACAACCCGAGUAAAGGUUCAAGGUGUUUUUAUGCUUAUGGUGGAAAAGAGUAUUAUUCGUAUUCAUUUGACAUUUUGGUCAACAGGGACAAUUUUGAGUUUCUAGAGUGGGUAAUGGGAUUGUAUGGCUCACUUCCAUCAUUAGCCAUCAAGUCCUGUGAAGAUUACGAUGCCUUUGUUGGUAAAAACAGGUACGGCUUAGGUAAGGUGGUCCCAAAGCAUAGUGCCUUCUUUCUGCCAUGGGAGGGUAAGGAGUAUUAUUACAAGUAUUACGAUGUCCUCUCCAUCAACCCAGGAUCUUACAGUCAGAAAAUCUCUCAUUUCAUCUAUGAUACUAAUCAGGCAAACCUCCUUGAACAACCUCCUGAAGUGCUGAAGAUAUCAUCAUUGGACAACUACGAGUGCCAGAGCAUAAAGAGAACUGUCACUUUAGAGGCAACAACCAUGAGUGACAGACGCUGGGACGUCCAGCAUUCAGCAAUGUAUGGAAUCUCCAUUAACGUCACUGUUGGAAUCCCUUCAUUCCUCUCUGAGUCUGUCAGGGUCUCCAUGGAGAACAUGUUCACCACUACUUUGGGUGAAAUAUCAAGCACACCUAACAACCACUCCUUUAUAUUUGAGGAAACUGUACAACCCAAUUACUCCUGCAGUGUGAAAAUGGUAGGAAAGAAGGUGACCACCAAUAUCCCGUUCACCGCCAGACUGAGCCGCACUUACUGGAAUGGCAGAAAAGAACAGACCACUGUUGUGGGCAAAUAUCAGGGAGAGGAGAUCAGGGAGGUGAAAGUCGAGGUGGAACGCUGCGAGCAAAUCCCCAAUGCUCAACCCUGUCCAUCUGUGUGAUUUUGAUUUUUUUUUUAUACUAGGGGGCUUAGCUCCCCCUGCUCUCUUCGCUAGCCAACUCCCCCGGCCUGUGCUACGCGCUAGCCACUUCCCGUCUCUGCCGCUCGCAUAUGUGGAUUUCACUUUCACCAAACAACAAAUCUUUUAAUUUUCACGGAUAGGCCUCUUCUUUGGGAAGAAACACUACUUUUCCCUGAUGGCAACACAAAUUAGACGAUCUACA